CGUGCUGGAAAUGCAAGGAGGUAGGGCAUUUUAGGAAUCAAUGUCCGAAUGAUAAGAAAGUAAACAUUGCUCAAGGCUCUGCGAGUGACGAGGAGGUCGCUCUGACUUGCUGUGAGGAAAGCAAUGUGGAUUCCUGGGUCAUGGAUUCUUCAGCGAUGAAGCAUUGCAGAAUCUAGUUUUUGGAGACUUUGGAAAGGUACGACUAGCGGACGACAGAGCUCUUGAUGUGACGGGCAUGGGUGACAUGGUGUUGAAGACCUCAGUCGGUCUAUGGACUUUGAAGGAUGUCAGAGUGGUUCCAGCCUUGAAGAAAAGUUUGAUUUCUGUCAGGCAGUUGGACGAACAGGGACACGAGGUGAAGUUCAGAGAUGGGCAGUGGAAGGUCGUGAAGGGAAAUCUUGUCAUAGCCCGCGGAAGAAAGAGUGGUUCGCUGUAUAUGGUCGAGUUACCAUCUGAGGGAGUGACCGUCCCAGUUCAGAAGAAAAACAAAGUCCGGUUCACAGAGUCUCGUGGGCAGAAUAAGGUUGUCUGUGCAAGAGAGAAACUUAGAGCCACUGGUCAGACUCAGGAUGAACGAGCGUGGAAAGGUUCAAGGAGGCCAGUUAGAGGUAUUUGUGGCAGUGGGAGCUCAAGAGGCGCUUCAACCAAGUUGCCUAGAAGACAGUGGGUCAGGAGAACCAGUAUUCCAGCUGUUGGAACAUCUCCAGAAAAUUUCUUGCUGAGUAUGGAGAGUGUUUGUUCUCAAGAUGUUCCAGGAUCCGGCAAUGUGCGUCUGCAGUGGGAGCCGGUAGGGACCGAGGACGAGUCAGGGGCAGAUUUUGCCGUGACUGAUGUGUUGGAGCUUGGGAGAGCUUCAAUGGGCCUUUCACACGUUACACCUGAGCUGUCACGAGUCUUCGACUGACUCCUUUGUCUGUUCUUGCUCCCACUACCUCUGUUAUUUCUUCUACCUCUACCAACAUGAAGCAAUUCACCAGAUGACUCCCCUGAAUUCUUUCUUCUGACAUCCUCGCCAAGAACGAGAUCUCGAAUCUGAUCAAAGGUGAAUCCAUCGGGUCCCACUGAACCGGUAACUGCUGUAACCGUUCCGGACCAACUAUCAGGUAAAGACGAUAGCAGUAGCAAAGCUUG
This is a messenger RNA of Cuscuta campestris, 1131 nucleotides long. Lineage: Eukaryota; Viridiplantae; Streptophyta; Magnoliopsida; Solanales; Convolvulaceae. The record is from the annotation of a GenBank genome assembly.